CACUGCAUCGAUUACCUUCGCCAAGCAAUCAUGUGUGGUAGCGACCUUACGCCAAUAACUUUUGAGUGGAUAUCCGAGAUCAACGGCUACAUCGCGCAUCACAGUACCCAACAUGUAUGCCGGGACUUUGGCGCUAUUUAUGAGUGGGCCAAGCGUAGA
This is a messenger RNA of Zymoseptoria tritici IPO323, 159 nucleotides long. RefSeq lists its product as uncharacterized. The record is from RefSeq and is a predicted model, not a curated record. The transcript has a single exon. Gene Ontology annotation, biological process: mycotoxin biosynthetic process. The annotation marks the transcript as partial. NCBI's taxonomy places the organism in Eukaryota, Fungi, Ascomycota, Dothideomycetes, Mycosphaerellales, Mycosphaerellaceae.